GUGAGAAGCAAAUAACAUAACCGGUCCCUUUUUGGCCAUCAGUACUAGUACCAACAUUUGUGAAUACACAAACUUUAUUAUACUUGAGAUCUGUUUGCAGCUAUUUUCUUACCCGUCAUUUUUUUAAGAACAUGUCGUAUUUGUUGAAAAAAGCACAGAAAAACAUUUUGGACGUAACAGAGAAUUCAGAAGAUGCCUCUACGAAGAAAGGCUAUGAACUUGCUGUUGAUGAGAAGCUUGAGAACUGGUCGCUUUAUUUUGAGGAAGAAGUUAAUAUCUCUACGGAUGCCGGUACGAUUCAUGGAUUUUAUACCGCACCAAAAAAAGAUGGCUGCCUGUUCGUUUUACAACAUGGGGCGGGUUCUAGUGCAAUGUCUUUUGCUCCUGUUGCCCGCGAAUUAGCCAAAAUGAGCGACAAUCAAGUGGGAGUUUUGUCCGUGGAUUUACGAGGCCAUGGCGAAACGGCUUUAACUCCUAAUACAGAUUACUCAUUGAGUACAUUAACGAACGAUCUUGUCCAUGCACUGCAAUUUAUUAAGGAACGUCUUAUGCCGGGAACUCAGAUGUUUCUUGUCGGUCAUAGCCUAGGUGGUGCCGUCUGUGCAACAUUGACAUACGAACGGCUUGUUCCCGGUAUUAACGGCCUUGCUGUUCUUGAUGUUGUCGAAGGGUCAGCUAUCGAAGCUCUUGCACAUAUGCAGCAAUACUUGAGUACACGUCCCAAGAAGUUCAGAUCGAUCAAGGAUGCCAUUACCUGGCACCUGAAAACUCUGACCAUUCGCAACAGCAAUUCGGCCAAUGCAACUGUUCCAUCGUUGUUACAAAAGAACAGCGAUAACAUGUAUGUUUGGCGUACGGAUUUGCUUGCUACAUACCCGUAUUGGUCAGAAUGGUUCACCGGAUUAAGUGACAAAUUCUUGGGUACUCGAGGCGGCAGAUUGCUUGUUCUAGCUGGAACAGAUCGUCUUGACAAGAAGCUAACAAUUGGACAAAUGCAAGGAAAGUACCAGCUGGAAGUUUUGCCUGAGACCGGUCACUUUUUACAUGAAGAUGCACCUGGAAUGAUCUCUGAUUUACUCAUUCACUUUUGGCAUCGUAACCAGCCAUUGAAGCUUCCUCCUAAAGUUGGUCAAUCUCGUUUAACAGCAUAAUGUUGUUUUUAGCGAAUUAUCCUUUGGACAUACCCUAGGUUUUACCACUCCCCUAUACCAAGGAAUCCAUCACUCAACUGCCAACAAGCACCAUUGUCAGAAGAAACGCCCUUUUUAUGAUUUAAAACAUUAUUUGACGUUGGAAUAGUCCUCAUAAGUACAGUUUUCUUC
Schizosaccharomyces japonicus yFS275 is the source of this 1322-nucleotide messenger RNA. Its product is annotated as carboxyl methyl esterase. The transcript has a single exon. The record is from RefSeq and is a predicted model, not a curated record. Bases 132 to 1151 code for a protein of 339 amino acids. Lineage: Eukaryota; Fungi; Ascomycota; Schizosaccharomycetes; Schizosaccharomycetales; Schizosaccharomycetaceae. Gene Ontology annotation, molecular function: protein methylesterase activity.